UCCCCGUCACCACCCGUCACGAGAGUCGUGAACGAACACCUGAGUAUAAUUUUCCGUCUGAGGAUGGCCGCGAUGUUGUCCAACUGUCCGCGGCUUGUGCCUCGUGUUUUAACGCGAAUUAGUGUAUCACGAACGAAGGUUGUGAGGUCUUUCAGUAGUCAAGGGUGCAUACUAUUUAUCCACACCGAACAUGUGAUCAACAAGAGUUCUCGAUUGUGUACAAAAUAUAAGAAAUUUCACUGUUGGAUAGAGCAGGCAAGACAUAUUCAUUCAACAUCAUCAUUAUGGGAAUUAAAGGAAGUUGUUGUACCGGCGUUCGCGGAAAGCGUAAGCGAAGGGGACGUAAGAUGGGAAAGGAAAGUAGGUGACCAAGUUAAAGAAGAUGAUGUUUUAUGUGAAAUUGAAACAGAUAAGACUUCAGUUCCUGUACCAUCACCUGGUGCUGGUGUUAUCAAAGAAAUUUUUGCAAAAGAUGGAGAAACUGUGAAACCAGGACAGAAAUUAUGUACCCUCGACAUUGGUGCUACUGGUGGCGCUGUACCAGCAGCUGAAGCUCCAAAACCUUCUGUAGAAACACCUCCUCCUUCUACAGCCGCUCCUCCGCCACCCCCACCUCCUCCACCUCCAUCUGCAGCACCUGCCCCUUCAGCUGUACCACCUCCAGCAGCCAGACCUCCUCCUCCACAAGCACCUGCAGCCUCUAUGCCAGUUGCUGCAAUCAAACAUGCCCAGUCCCUAGAAGGUGCCAAAGUUCAACUACCUCCUUCUGAUUACACACGAGAAAUACUUGGUACGAGGACAGAGCAACGCGUAAAAAUGAAUAGAAUGAGAUUACGCAUCGCGGAACGAUUAAAAGAUGCUCAAAACACGAACGCUAUGUUAACAACAUUUAAUGAAGUCGAUAUGAGUCGCCUGAUAGACUUCCGUAAAACGAAUCAAGAAGGUUUCACGAAGAAAUACGGUCUGAAGCUUGGAUUCAUGAGUCCAUUCAUUGCAGCAAGUGCCUACGCUUUGAAGGAUCAGCCAGUAGUGAAUGCUGUAAUAGAUAGCACUGACAUAGUUUAUAGAGACUAUGUCGAUGUCAGUGUUGCGGUUGCAACACCGAAGGGUCUUGUCGUACCGGUUCUUCGUAGCGUAGAGAACAAGAACUUCGCUGAGAUUGAGAUUGCUCUGGCUGCCAUAAGCGAUAAAGCGAGGAAAGGUAAAAUAUCCGUAGAAGACAUGGACGGUGGAACGUUUACAAUAAGUAACGGCGGUGUUUUCGGUUCUCUCAUGGGAACGCCCAUAAUUAAUCCACCACAAAGUGCCAUUCUUGGAAUGCACGGAGUGUUUGAUAGACCUGUUGCAGUAAAGGGCCAGGUUGUAAUUCGUCCAAUGAUGUACAUAGCUUUAACGUACGAUCAUCGAUUAAUUGACGGACGUGAGGCUGUGUUGUUCUUAAGAAAGAUCAAGGAAGCCGUGGAAGAUCCCAGGAUCAUCAUAGCUGGCCUUUAAACACCGUAAAACACUUUCAUUGAAUCGCUUCGAAUACGCCUCUCAUCACUUCCAGAAACGUUUUUCUACACGUUGUAUUAUAUUUUGUUCAUCUAGGCUUUUACUUACAAACCGAAGAUAUUCCGGAAUAUACUUACGAAUCAUUGUGAUAAGUGAGAGUGAAGAGAAAAUAGGAUUACGAGAUAACAUCUGACACGUUUGUACUCGAAGACUUCACAUUGUCGAAGUAUUAUUUCAAUCAGUUCGUAUUUCAGUAUUCAACACAGAGAUUACUAUGACACGCGUUACGAUUUAAUUAAACCGAUACGUUCUUUCGUAUAAUAUUUCCAUGCUUGAACCAAAAACGCCAUAUACAAGAAUUGUAUUUGCAUGAAGAAAGCAAAGGUAUUUU
Dufourea novaeangliae is the source of this 1885-nucleotide messenger RNA. RefSeq names its product dihydrolipoyllysine-residue succinyltransferase component of 2-oxoglutarate dehydrogenase complex, mitochondrial. Gene Ontology annotation, biological process: tricarboxylic acid cycle. Gene Ontology annotation, cellular component: oxoglutarate dehydrogenase complex. Gene Ontology annotation, molecular function: dihydrolipoyllysine-residue succinyltransferase activity. Bases 64 to 1494 code for a protein of 476 amino acids. NCBI's taxonomy places the organism in Eukaryota, Metazoa, Arthropoda, Insecta, Hymenoptera, Halictidae. The record is from RefSeq and is a predicted model, not a curated record. The transcript is spliced from 9 exons.